AUGCCAAAGAAUAAAGGGAAGGGAGGGAAAAACAGAAGGAGGGGGAAAAAUGAAAAUGAAUCCGAAAAAAGAGAGUUGAUUUUUAAGGAAGAUGGGCAAGAGUAUGCCCAGGUAGUUAAGAUGCUUGGCAAUGGUCGAUUGGAAGCUCAAUGUUUCGAUGGGGAAAAACGCCUGGCACAUAUCCGUGGUAAACUGCGUAAAAAAGUUUGGAUCAAUCAAGGAGAUAUCAUUCUUAUCUCUCUACGGGAUUAUCAAGACUCAAAGGCCGAUGUUAUCCUAAAAUAUACGACUGAAGAAGCUCGAAAUCUCAAAGCGUAUGGAGAAUUACCGGAAAAUGCUAAAAUCAAUGAAGGUGGAUUGGGCGAGGAAGAUGAUGAAUGCAACUUUGAAUUCGAUAUUGAUGAGAUUUAA
Paraglomus occultum is the source of this 411-nucleotide messenger RNA. The record is from the annotation of a GenBank genome assembly. NCBI's taxonomy places the organism in Eukaryota, Fungi, Glomeromycota, Glomeromycetes, Paraglomerales, Paraglomeraceae.